Molecule: messenger RNA, 1393 nt
Organism: Aspergillus novofumigatus IBT 16806
Lineage: Eukaryota; Fungi; Ascomycota; Eurotiomycetes; Eurotiales; Aspergillaceae
Product: putative short chain dehydrogenase/reductase
Exons: 5
Coding region: 264-1307 (347 amino acids)
Source: RefSeq, a predicted model, not a curated record
CUCAUUGUGGUGGUCACUAAUUCGUAGGUUGUUAUGAUUCCAUUCCAUUCUCAUUGAUGCGGACACCCUGACGUAGGACUGACUUGCUUGUAUCCCCGCAUGUGUUUGCCUUUAUCUUCACACUCUUUGACGUCAGGCGUUAACGUCGAAACCAUGGCGCAAAAUUCAGGGAGGAUGAAAAGAAUUUGUAUCCCAUUUGCGACCUUUGUUAUUCUCUUCAUAAGACUCGGACGAGCUUUGAGCUUAGAAACUACUUGUGUAAGAUGUCGGGGUUCUUUACGUACCGAAACUUCUCUUUACAGGAUACGCCUCCUUUGGAUGGCAAGGUAGCCGUGGUGACGGGAGGCCAAGCUGGCAUAGGGGAAGAAAUUGUUGCACAGUUACUCUUGCACAAUGUUAGGAAAGUUUACAUUGUAGCGCGAAGCAAGAGCAAGUACCUCAGAGCGCAAGAGAUCUGGCGACAGCGCCAUGGCAUAGUUCUCAGCGAGAAUGACGACAGGGUGGAAUUCAUUCAGUGCGACCUGGGGGACAUCAAAUCCGCCAAGGAUGCAGCAGAUGAGAUUACGGCUAAGACUGACAGGCUGGACGUCUUGAUAUGCAAUGCAGGAUUGGGCGUGGCACCUCAAUACAAGAGGUCACCUCAGAAUAUCGAGAUCAUCUUUGCUACUAAUUGCGUCGGCCAUCAGGUUCUGGCGACCCUUCUGCUUCCUCUUCUGAGACGCACAAUAAACCAGGGCAAGGCACAGGAGGCUCGGAUAGUCGUCACCAGCUCAUCUUUUCAUCAAUUCUGCCGCAAACUAGAUCUGAAUUUGCUCACAUCUCCAAAUCGCCCCAAGCCUGCAAUCGUCGACGGGCUAUGGCGUUACGGUCGAUCCAAGCUGGGUAACAUUCUCUUCACAAGAGAACUUGCCCGUCGGCUCGAGCAGGGGACGGACCCCGCAGAUAGACACAUCUACGCCAAUGUGUUCUUUCCAGGAAAUAUCGUCACCGAGCAGUGGAAUUCCUGGGAUGACUACUUUGGAAAAAUAGGAGGCUAUAUAAUGAGACGCCUGUUCUCACUGGUUGGACAGAGCACGCAGGAUGGUGCUGCAACAGCCAUUUAUCUAGCUGCGAGCCAAGCAAUUCGAGAGAAUGGAACGCGUGGUCAAUACUUCAUACCUAUUGCAACACCUUGCAAAACAACACCGAUUGCUGCUGAUACGAAGCUUGCUCGCGAACUUUGGGACUGGAUAAAUGCCCGAGCGACAGAGACUCUAGGUUCAAACUGGCAGAGCGAGGCUGGCGUGGGUUCGUCCAAUGGCAUCUAGAGCCACAAUAGCGAGGAGUCCUUCUAUAGUCCUGCUAAAUGAAGCCAUCGUCCAGGUGGACCGCGCUGGAGUGACCGCAGGUCGCC